This is a messenger RNA of Ilex paraguariensis (yerba mate), 1203 nucleotides long. The record is from the annotation of a GenBank genome assembly. NCBI's taxonomy places the organism in Eukaryota, Viridiplantae, Streptophyta, Magnoliopsida, Aquifoliales, Aquifoliaceae.
AUGAUCACCGGGCACGACCUCUAUGUGGUCUUAACAGCAGUGAUCCCACUCUACGUCGCCAUGAUAUUAGCCUACGGCUCUGUCCGGUGGUGGAAAAUCUUCACCCCCGACCAAUGCUCCGGCAUCAACCGAUUCGUCGCCAUUUUUGCCGUCCCACUCUUGUCCUUCCACUUCAUCUCCACCAACGACCCUUACGCAAUGAACUUCCGGUUCAUUGCCGCCGAUACCCUCCAGAAAAUCAUCAUGCUCAUCGUCCUCGCCCUCUGGACUAACCUCACCAAAAAUGGUAGUCUUGAAUGGAUGAUAACUAUCUUCUCAUUAUCAACACUACCCAACACUCUGGUCAUGGGUAUUCCUCUGUUAAUCGCCAUGUACGGCGAGUACUCCGGCAAGUUAAUGGUACAAGUGGUGGUGUUACAGUGCAUCAUUUGGUACACUCUCUUGCUCUUCUUGUUCGAGUACCGUGGUGCGAAGUUAUUGAUAAUGGAACAAUUUCCUGAAACUGCGGCCUCCAUAGUUUCGUUCAAAGUUGAGUCAGAUGUUGUGUCGCUUGAUGGUCAAGAUUUUCUUGAAACCGACGCAGAGAUCGGCGAUGAUGGAAAGCUUCAUGUAGUAGUGAGAAAAUCUAAUGCCUCGAGGAGGUCACUUGGAUGUUCACUUCCGGCAUUGACUCCUCGGCCGUCGAACCUCACCGGAGCUGAGAUAUACAGCUUGAGUUCAUCGAGAAAUCAGACGCCGAGAGGGUCUAAUUUCAACCACACGGACUUUUAUUCAAUGAUGGGUUUUCCUGGAAGGUUAUCGAACUUUGGUCCGGCCGAUAUGUACUCCGUUCAGUCAUCAAGAGGUCCGACGCCACGGCCAUCGAACUUUGAAGAGAAUUGUGCAAUGGCUUCUCCGAGAUUUGGUUUCUACCCAGCACCGCCGGUGACGACUUCUUAUCCAGCACCCAAUCCUGAUAUUGCUUCUACUGUCCCUAAGACCUCCAAAACUCAGCAACAAGAGCCACCACAGCCGCCUCCUCCACCACCGCCACCGCCACAGCAGCAGAAUAUGGCUGUGAGUAAAGCGAACCAUGAUGCUAAGGAGCUUCACAUGUUUGUGUGGAGCUCGAGUACAUCUCCCGUAUCAGAUGGCGGUGGUCUUCACGUAUUCAGUGCUGCCGAUCAGUCUGAUCAUGGUGGUGCCAAGGAAAUCAGGAUGUUG